Monodelphis domestica (gray short-tailed opossum) is the source of this 2208-nucleotide messenger RNA. The record is from RefSeq and is a predicted model, not a curated record. Lineage: Eukaryota; Metazoa; Chordata; Mammalia; Didelphimorphia; Didelphidae.
GAGCUCCUCCACCUAGUUCAAGCUUGUGUUGAUUCAAUCCAAAGGUAGACAAAGGAGAGUUAAUCCUGUCUUCAUAAUCUAGUGAGGUACUUAAAUUAGUGUUAACUCAGGAAAGACAACAGAGUAAAGAAUUCGCUUUCACAGCUCUCACUUAGCCACCCAGCUGUCCCCUUCUGUAUAUGAUUUAGAAAUAUGUGUGUGUACAUUUGUCCAUUGGAGUACUGUAAUCUUCCAGCAAGUAGCAAUUCCUUCCUAGCCUAAUGCCUGUUACCGAGUUGGUAAUUAAUUACUGUUUGAUUGAUUACAAAGUAUUUAUAUAGAAACUUUCUCCUUUGAUUGUCCCAACAGCCCUGUGAGAGAGGUAAUAAAAAUAUUCUCAUUGCCUUUGUGAAUAUGAAGAAAGCAGGGUUAGGAGAAUGGCCUGAGGUCCCAAAGCUAGUGACUCUUUAAGUUCCCUCUCUUAGAGCUUGGCCCACCUGCCUAGAACCUGCAGAAACACCAGCCUACUGUGACCUCAGCAGCGGUGGAUGGGUCAAGUGAUGACCCAGGAGGCUAGUGAAGCAUCGCUGUCUCCAGUCUGAAGAGGCUGGGAAACGCUGUUUUGUCCUCGGUAAACUCGGGAGGUCAUCUCCCAGACUGUGCUCACUGAGCAAGGAAAUGAGGAGAAGACUAGGAAACCAAAAUGUGAUUUGGCUGCUGCCAAUCAUUUUAAACUUUUUGAUGUGGGGAAAUCACUUGAAGGCAGAAGAGUUAAUGAAACUGGUCUCCUGGUUGUUACACAAAUAAGAUACUUCAUCUCUCAACUCUGGGCAUUUUCUCCGGCUGACCCCAUUCUCUGAAUGCUCUCUCUAACCACGUCUUGACCACUGGCCUUCCUAACUUCCUUUAGUUCCCAUCUGAAGUCUACCUUCUACAGAAAAUCUCCCCCGACCCAUCUUAAUUCUGGUGCCUUCUCUCUUAAUUAUUUGCUGUUACUGGAAAGACCUCCAGGAAUUAAUGCAGAGAGAAAGGAGCAGCACCAGGAGAACAUUGUACACAGACACUGACGCACUGUGGUACAAUUGGAAUAUAAUAGACUUUUUCUACUAGCAGCAAUGCAAUGACCCAGGACAAUUCAGAGGAAUUUAUGAGAAAGAAUGCUGUCCACACCCAGAGAAAGAAUUGUGGGAGCAGAAACACUGAAGAAAAACAUAGGAUUGAUCACAUGACUCGAUGGGGAUAUGAUUGGCGUUUUGGCACUAAAAGAUCACUCUUUUGCAAAAAUGAAUAAUAUGGGAAAAGGUUUUGAACAAUGAUACCUGUACAACCCAGGGGAACUGCUUGUUGGAUUCGGGAAGGUGGAGCACCCUGUGGCCAAGUUGCUGUUACCCAAACCUUAAAAAAUGAAGCUGAACCUAUCUUAGGAGGAGUCAAUAUGACCAACUUGGAAGUUCCCUGGCAUGUGACCAUUCAUUUCAAGAAGUCAUACUUAUGUGGAGGAACAAUCCUGGAUAAGUGGUGGAUUCUAACGGCUUCUCACUGUUUCAGGAAUGAUAAUGCAUCCGGUUUUAAAGUACACCUGGCAACAACGGACAUUCACAGUCAGCAAGUGGAGAAGAGAACUGUGAAAAUGAUCAUCCUUCACCCUAACUUCAAUCAAUUAUUCAUGGACAAUGACAUUGCUUUACUGUUGCUCAAUGAUCCUAUAGAAUUUGGCACUGACAAAAUACCAAUCUGCGUGACUAAAGACAUAAAAAAUAUGAAAGAAUGCUGGGUAUCCGGAUGGGGAAGUUCAAGACCUAAGAGGAAAACAUCUAGCUCCCUGCAAAAGGCUAACCUUCAACUCUUAAAUUGGGAAGAAUGCUACAAGAAAGUUUUUAUGCUCACUGAAAACAUGCUGUGUGCCUGGGAUGUUGAAGGAAAGAGAGAUUCCUGCCAGGGUGACAGUGGGGGACCUUUGGUCUGUCAUCAGGGGACUAAAAAGAAAAUAUGGUACCAAGUGGGCAUUGUCAGCUGGGGAGAAGGCUGUGGUCGAAAAGGGAAGCCUGGUAUAUACACUGCAGUCUCCAACUACUUGCUUUGGAUUGUGCUACAGACCCGUAAGGCAGGUUAUCCUUACAUCCUAGAUGCUGGAUAUUUUUUUGCUCCCUCACGAUGUUUAGUUUUAACAUUGUAUUUCUUGUCUCUUUUUUAUCUUUACAAUUACAUAAUUUAAAGCCCCUAGAAUAA